GGCAGCACCGACGGCGGCGGCUCCCCCCUUCCCGCCUAGCCCCGCGCACCAUGGCCCCCGCAGCCCCCUGCCUCGUCCUCGGCCUCCUGGUGCUGAGUUUGUGCUGUGAAGCUUGCAAGAACGUAAUUUUUCAUGUUCCUUCUGAACUAGAGGCCGACACGUUAGUUGGCAGAGUUGAUUUGCAAGAAUGCCUUCAGUCUGCAGAGUUUAUCACUUCCAGUGAUGGGAACUUCAAGGUUCUAGAGGAUGGUUCUGUGUAUACAACAUCUGCUCUUUCUUUGUCUGCUGAGAAAAAGACUUUUACCAUAUUACUUAAGGACAUUCAAGAAAAAGUUGAAAAGAAAAUACACGUUAGCUUGGUGGAAAAAGAAAAAAAGACACCGAAGACCAGGCAUUCUAGAGACACAGUUCUCAAGAGAACCAAAAGAAGAUGGGGCCCUAUUCCAUCUGUCAUGAUAGAGAACUCACUGGGACCUUUCCCACUGCAAAUACAGCAGGUCCAGUCAGACACAGCUCAGAACUACACAAUUUAUUAUUCUGCAAGUGGACCAGGAAUUGAUCAAGAUCCAAAGGGUUUGUUUUACAUAGAAAGAGAAACUGGAAAUAUCUUUGCUACUCGUGCGGUAGACCGUGAACAGUAUCCAAGUUUUCAGAUCAUUUGCUUUGCAACCACCCCGGAUGGUUAUUCACCAGAAGUACCACUUGUGCAUACAAUCAGGAUAGAGGAUGACAAUGAUAAUGCUCCGUAUUUUACACAAGACCUUUUUGAAUUUUGUGUGCCUGAAAAUUCCAGACCUGGUGUUGUUGUUGGAAAAGUGAUUGCAGAGGACAGAGAUGAGCCUUAUACUCUCCAUACCACACUGAAAUACCGCAUUGUGUCACAAACCCCACCAAUUACCCCAGCAUUUUCUUUACAUGGUGACACCGGUGUCAUCUCUGUAUUACUGCCACAGCUGGACAGAGAGCUUGUACCCAGUUACACUUUGUUAGUCGAAGUGAGAGAUAUGGCAGGUCAGCCUUUUGGUUUGUGCACUACAGGAACAGUUGUCGUCAAAAUUGAAGAUACAAAUGACAAUGCACCAUCCUUCAAACAGUUACAAUAUGAAACACGAGUGGAAGAAAACAGAGUGAGUGUAGAAAUACUGAGAGUCUCUGUUGUUGAUCUUGAUGAACCUGGUUCACCUGGCUCAGGAGCAGUAUAUGAAAUUAUACGAGGAAAUGAUGAUCAGGCCUUUGAAAUUACAACUGACAAAAACACAAACGAAGGAAUACUGUGUGUUGUUAAGGGACUGGACUAUGAAACUGCCAAGCAAAGGAUCCUGGUGAUUGGAGUGAACAAUGAGGCACCCUACGUGCUGGCUCCCCACUCACAACAACUUUCCCAGAGCACCUGCUCUGUUACUGUGCAUGUGAUGGAUGUGGAUGAGGGACCGGUGUUUAAACCCUGUCUGCUGCGCUUGGACGUUAAAGAAUGCGAAGAUAUUGGAACGGCUAUUGGGAGAUAUGUAGCAGAAGAUCCAGAAACUGGAAAUAGUGAGGGCAUAAGGUACCGGAUACCACCUGGCCAGUGUAAUUGGAUCAACAUAGAUGACAAAUCAGGUGAAGUCAGAACUGUUAGGGUCUUGGACAGAGACUUAGGCGAAAUGAGACGAGGUCAAUGCAAUGUCACAGUCCUUGCAAUAGACAGAAAUGGUAAAACGGGCACUGGAACAAUCCAGGUUUGCAUUGUGCCUGGCAACAAGAAUUUCCCACGACUCACUCAAACAGAUUAUAUCAUGUGCAGAGACAGAAAACCAAUCUGCCUCACGGCACAGGAUGGCGAUGAGGCUCCUUACAGCGCGCCCUUCGUGUAUCGCAUCACGGACCGGAACCUGGCUUCCAUGUGGAAGCUAACUCCACACGAUGAUAAUUCUUGGUAUCUUUCACCAAAGAGUGAUAUUCCAUAUGGAAUUUAUGAAAUUCCUGUAAGUGUGAUUGAUAACGGAGGAAAGAUAGGAGAGAACACCGUAAGAGUUAACCUCUGUGACUGUGUUACUCCAAGUGAAUGUGAUGGCAGAACUCGUCAGCUGUCUGGAGGAAAUGUUACCCUUGGUCUCUGGGCCAUCCUUGCAAUGAUCUUAGGAUCAUUAUUAUUGCUGCUAAUCCUGAUCACAAUUUGUGGCUGCUGCGGUGCUGGGGUAAUGCACAGGCAGGUGACUGAUGAUUGUGCCAAUCACAAUUUAAUCAUUUCAAACACAGAAGCUCCGGGAGAAGAAGUGAUGGAUCACAAUAUAAUUCCUCUGCAAAAUACAUGUGAUCAAGGAGGUUAUGGAGUAAAAACAGGAGAGCAGCAAACAUUUGAAAUGGUAAAAGGAAGAGGGCAUACCUUGGAAUCAGUCAAGGGAGGUGGACAUCAGACUCUGGGAUCAGUUAAAGAAGGAGGAGGACAGCCUAUGAUGGAUACUUGUAGAUACUCCUACUCAGAGUGGCAUAAUUUCACACAUCCUCGUUUAGGCGAAAAGGUGCACCUAUGCAGACAGGAUGAAGAACAGAAGCAUUCUGAAGAUUAUCUCCUUUCAUAUAACUAUGAAGGAAAAGGAUCCUUGGCUGGCUCUGUAGGCUGCUGCAGUGAUCAGCAUGAAGAAGAGGCACUUGACUUCUUAGAUCAGUUGGAACCCAAGUUUAGGACAUUAGCAGAAACAUGCAUCAAAAGAUAAAUGUGCCUUUCACAGUGCUGAAAAAGACCUGUAAAUAAGUGGCUGAUAUAGUUUUGUGAUACAGGGUACUUUGGAAUUGAGGGGGGUAGAGGUUUUUCAAAAUUAAGACAGACUGGUAAGAGUGUAAAUAACUCUUGCUUUAAAUUUACAUUUUCUUACACUGGAUACAUUCUAUCAGAAAAAAGGGAUUCAAAAUAUUUUUUCUUUAGGUUAAUAUAGUAAUGCUAGUUUCCACUUAGAUAACAUUUUGCAUUCUUUGUGAUUGCUCACAAUGCAAAACUUGGUGUUCUGUUAAUUAAUUAUCCAGCUUCAAAAUCUUACUAUAUAUGGCUUUGGAGAAGGAAAACUUUAUAACUUCCUGUUUCUUUGUUCUCUUUUAAUUUUGUAGAAAUGAAGCAAAUCAUAUUGUUGGUGGAUAUCAAAUACCUUGUUAACUUAUAUGAACUGAGAUACGAAAUAUUUUUUCAUUUUGGACGUAAAAAUACUCAUGAAUAUAUUAGAGAACUUUACAUUUUGAUUGAAAAUUAAAUAUAUAUAUAUAUAUUGUAUAUAUGUAAAAUAAUAUUCAAAAAUAUAUUUUUCUCCUAAUGGGUUACUACCCAUCAAACUUGCUAUCCUAAGGGAUUUAUGGUGUCACCACAUAGGGUAUCAGCAUUGUAUGCGAGGAUGUAUUUUUCUUUUAAGGAAAUAAGAGAUUAAAAAAAAAAAUAAAUAAAAAAAUCACGCAAUAGAGGAAACUAUCAUAAUUCAAAGGAAUGCAAUAUAAAUCUCAUGUUUACUUCACACAAGUUUGUACCUCAGUUUCUUGUGAGUUUUGACAUAGUAUCACUGCAGAAAUGAUGACCACUGCCGAGAGUUUUGUCCAGUGUAGCUACCACUACCUUUUCUACUUUCCCUGUUAUGGACUUCAUUAAAGUGUUUCUUUUCGAAGUGGAGCUUGGCAGAAGAUACGGCUCAAAUGGAUUGAGUACACUGCAUUAAUAAUGUGUUUCAGAGAUACCUUUUUAUUGAGAUGCAGAAUUGUGCUGGGAGAAACUCUCUGUUUCAGUGUAAUUUGGGGUAGAUGUAGAGGUCAGCAUUUACACACAUCUCUGGCAGAAACCAUCUGAAUCCCAUUUGUUACUGUUCUAGAUUAAGCACACAUAUACACUAUAUAUAUAUAUAUACACACAAACACACAAAAGUCCGAAAUACCUUUGGCAGAUGACAGCAGUGGGACUUGAAUGCUGCCAUAAGCAGCAGGUGGAAUUCCACCUCUGCUUCCCAGGUUUUAAGUGUUUUUUUAAUGUUUGCACUCCUGGUUAAGCAAUCUGUCUUCUGUCCUCCGGGAAUUCUUUUGUGCCUUAAAAGAACAACUCGGUGCCUAUGAGAAACUUGUGCAAUUGCUUAUUUCUGGAGCUAGAAGUCUGCUUUUAGGAUUUGCUCUGUAAACAUACGCCUUAGAGAUAUUUUUAAACAUUUACUAUAGCUAAUGAUCUGUAAAAGGAAAAAUUGCUAACAACCAAGAGUCUUGCUGCUCUAAAUUUCAGUUACUGCUGACUUCCAGUGGUUGCAGUUCAUUCCAUAGAUGAUAUUAUAUAUAUGUAUAUAUAUAUAUACACACACACACACACAUAUAUAUAUAUAUAUAUAUAUAUAUAUAUGGUUAAUGGUCAGUGAAAACCCUUAACAGUAUAAAAACUUAUCAACUUCAUAAAAUAAUACUUUUAAUACUUUGUUUCACACUGUAAAGAGGCUUCAGAAUAUUUCUGGUAACUAGCUGUGGUUAAGGACUUCAUAGACCAGUGUUAAAUAUAUUUUACUGUAUUGUUUGAAAGUGGUAAUGAACUGAUCCUGAAGUAAAUACACUGCCAGUGGCAAGAACGACAGUCACCAGCAGCAAACUAGCUGGAUAGCAAGGUGUUACAAACUUGUUUCAUUUAAAAAAUGUGGGCUAACACUUCUCUUCUGAACACUGCUUAUCUUUAUCACUAACAUAAACAAAAUUUUCUGUACAUGGACAGUCAGAUCUGUGACUGAUAAAAGUCAGAAUUUCUCUGCUGAUGCCAGUGGAGCUAUGCUGACUUUAUGUCAGGUGAAGGUCUGUCCACUAGUGAUUUUCUUGCUGCUUUGUGUCUUGCACCUUUAUGUUUAGCUAUUUGCUAUACACUUUUUAAGGUAACAGUAAUGUCUCCCCCUCCCCCUUUUAAUGUUUGGUGGUAUUUUUGUUUGUUUGUAUUUUAAAUUAUAUAAAAGUCCUAUGGUUCAGAAGGACCUAGGAUAAAUAACAACUGCACUCUUUGGAAAAUUACUUGGAGGGUCGUGUAGAGAAAUCCCUGUGAGUAUGCUUUCUUCCCUCAUAAAAUAUAGUAAUAGUACUUUUCUAAAAGAAUAGACCAAAUUUGUAUGAGCUUAAAUUGAAUCAGUGUUGGCUGCCUUAAACAGGUGGUUGCCAACUUACCAUCCUAGAGUGAAAAUAAUACAUUAUUUAAAUCAAAAUAAUCCUUUUCUAAUCUAAUUUACCUUUAAAAUGUUUUAUUUGGUUUUGUUUUUUUUUCUUUUUUUUUUUCUCUUACAUUUCAGCAAACAUAGAUUAAUUACUUUUUUUUUUCAUUUUUAAACAAAGUAGAAAUCUGGAAUCACUUCUACUCCUUUGUCUCUUAAAAAAGUAAAAUUCUGAGUUGAACCAGCUAUUUCUGUAAAACCAAGACUAGAAGUGAGGUGCUUUAAAAAAAGAACUGCAAAACAUUAUUUUAAUUUUUUCUUCUAAUUAUGUGAAUGGAAACUUUGUAUAAAGCACUAAAGUUUACAGAUAUCAAGUACCAGGUAACAUUUGUGUAAGUCUUAUAAAUGGAAUAUUUCAAAAUAUAUAAUUCACUUGUUGUUACUGUCUUGAAUUGCCUUAAAAAUUGUGAAGAUUUCUUCCCUUCAAUUAGGUAAUCUGCAAUCUACCUAGAUGUGUCAAAAAUAUCUUAACAUCAUAUUUUUAGGUAUAUUUUGUACAACAGUGAGUAAUAAAUUUUUUGCAAAAUAAAA
Molecule: messenger RNA, 5711 nt
Organism: Cyanistes caeruleus (blue tit)
Lineage: Eukaryota; Metazoa; Chordata; Aves; Passeriformes; Paridae
Product: desmocollin-1-like
Biological process (GO): homophilic cell-cell adhesion
Cellular component (GO): desmosome; plasma membrane
Molecular function (GO): calcium ion binding
Source: RefSeq, a predicted model, not a curated record